GCUUCCAAUGCUUCACUUCCAUGCCUGAAGAUUCCCUCAAAUUCUCGUGCCAUUGAAUUAACUGCAAAUUCAGCAUGCAACUAUUCUUAAAAAGGAAUCCGUUUCAUCAAUUUCUACAGUUCCGUCCGUAAAGUUUCGAUGCAGAUACUGUUAAAUCUUCCGAUGCAAAGCUGGGCUUCCAUUUAAGGCGAGCACGGAGCAGAAUCAAGCUAUAUGCAUGUGCUUUGUUUGGAUUAGAAUUCUCUCUCAAAUGGUAUUGGUAGGGUAAGUAGGUCCUUUUUCCUGAACUUUCGAAGAAAAUGCCGCCAGAGCAAGGUCCUCCGACGCCUCGAAGCUCCGCUUACAUCAACGCCCUCACACAGGAAAUCCAGAAGAAGCUUCAACGGGCGUUGUCAUCUCCAUCGCAAAGACGCAAUAUAUUGCAAGAGUUGUUUGCUGAUAUAGCACUGGAAGUGGAUGAUCGAGCCAGAGAGAGAAUUCUCAGCACUGAAGAGGAUGUAAUAUCUCCUGCAGAAGAUGACAUUAAUGGUCCAUUAUGCUUUUAUGAUGUGCUUGCUGAUUACUAUGUUAGGGUGCCUGAGAGUGGAAGACCUAUCCUUGAUUUGAUUGUUCAACUGUGGAGCCAGUCAUUUGCUUCGCAUAUAUUCUUCCUUUUGUUCCACAAAUGGCUGUUUGAAGUCCAACUGGACAAUGCUGACGUACUCCUUCGCUAUUCAUCUGCACUUGUUCAAGGUGCAACAAAUGUUUUCUGGAUUGAUAUCCAGACAAAUGCAAGGCGCUUUCAGUCUCUCUUUUGGUAUCUUCUUGAGGAGGUUGCAAUGGAGCCCAGACGGUUAAAUAAAAUCCCACUACAGGUCCAGCGAGAUCUUUAUCUUUUACUUGCAAGGUUCAUAUUCUUUUACAACUCAGUUGACAAACUUGAAAGCUUCCUGAAGCACUGUCCUGCUUUUCCAAAUGCUUUCCUUGUUGGGGGACCUGCAGACAUAUUUGUUAUCGAACUUGCAGACCAGCUUCAGAAGCUAAAGGUGGAGCCAGUUCUCCUCCAUUACCUUUCACAGAUUAAGGUGCUCCAGGGCAUGGAACUUAGAAUGACCACAAGUACAAGGUUGAAGACCAGUCUGUAUAGCUUUACUUCUCCUGGAGGUCCAAUGUAUCCUACAAGAGCUGUUCGUCAUGCAGCCUGGGAUGCCUUGGAUUUUCUUUUUCCUGUUGGGCGUUAUCCCCGGCACCUUAUAAGUUUGUUUUUCCGACUGCUAUAUCCAUGGUACUGGCCAUCCUCUUGUUGGAACUUUGUUAUAUCUUGCAUAAAAGCAGUGUUUUAUUCCCUAAUGAGGAUGCUGUUUUCAAGAUGGGAGGAGGUGAGAGCGCCGAAGAGGUCCUAAGCAUUCGCUGCCAUAAGGUGCCGUGUUUUGAAGUUGUGUUCUAUAUUUAUUUAUGUGCUUUUGCUUGCGCUGAUUUACUUUUUGGUGUUUCAGUACAGUUAUAAAAGGUGCCUAUUUGUAAUGCAUUCUGUGAAUGGUACUGUUGAUCUUCUAGAUUAGGCAACUUCUGAAGCCACUGCACACACUAAUUUGUUCAAAAUCACCAUUAAGGAACAUGCAUGGGUCAUACCCUCCUCCACUACACAAUUGAUGAUUGAGGAAUCAUCAAUGCACGUAUGAUUGUAAUUUUUUUUUUCUUUUUAUAAAUUUUACAAUUAUAA
Messenger RNA from Rubroshorea leprosula, 1702 nucleotides. Lineage: Eukaryota; Viridiplantae; Streptophyta; Magnoliopsida; Malvales; Dipterocarpaceae. The record is from the annotation of a GenBank genome assembly.